AUGAGCAAAUCUGGGACAGUCUUCAAAGAGUGCAUUGCACGUCAUUAUUGGCACCACAUGGAUGAUCGGAAGCGUUUCGUCAAGAUUAUGAUUGGUGAUUUAAAAAAUGGGGUGACCAUACCGAAGAAGUUUGUGGCCAACAUCAGAGAGCAAAUGUCUGAACAAGUCACACUCAAGGUGCCAAAUGGCAAGACAUACACCGUUGAGGUUGCUAAGGAACAACAGAACAAGCUGGUCCUUCGGUCUGGAUGGGCAGAAUUUGUGAGUGCUUACAAACUUGAACAAGGUGAUCUUUUAGUGUUCAAAAACAGUGGGAACUCACACUUGAAAGUCCGAAUCUUCGAUCCAAGUGGUUGCGAGAAAGAGCUCUCCUGCGUUCUGCUGGACAGCACCCCUUGUAUGCAAGAAAGGAAAGGUUCUCAUGGUAAGCAAAUGCAAUCACCAACAGGCAAAAGGUUGGCAGUUGGUAGCCCAAGCGGCAGCAGAAAGACUCUGAAGAUGAACCCAACAGACUCUCCAUCAAAGAAGAAAAGACAUGUGUCUCCUACUAAGAGGCAUGGAGUUGCUAACCCUCAAUACAUGCUCCCACGGCACACAUCUCUAACUGAUGAACAGAGGAGUAAAGUAGAAGAGAAAGUUGGAGCUAUCCAGUCGGAGACUCCCAAGAUGAACCCAACAGACUCUCCAUCACAGAAGAAAACUGGACAUGUCCCAUCUUCUGAAGGCAUUCAUCAGGAGCCCAUCAAUUCAGGUGUCUCCCAGAAGCUCAUCAAGUCAUGGAUAGCAUGCAGUAUGACAAGUGAGCAAAAAGCUAAAGUUAUCGCCCUUGAGCAGAAAAUCCAACCCAAAAUUCCUUUUUACAUCACGGCAAUGUACAAGGACAGUUUGGCUUCUGGAAUUCUGCCCAUCUCCAAGAAAUAUGCCAUUAAACACCUCACAAACGAAAAUGGGACCAUCCAGCUCUGUCAACUUGAUGGUAGCAAGGUACGGACCAUCAAUUUGGACAUAACCACCGAUGACCACUGUGCUGUUUCUACGGGCUGGAUGGGCUUCAUUCGCCACAAUAAGUUGCAAGAAGGUGAUAACUGCAUUUUCCAAUCAUCAAAGAGCAAGAAGGUGGGGGAAUUGCGUUGGAUGGUGGCUGCUUCAGGAGUUCAGGUCCGUGCAGCUGGAAGGAAGAGCCCCAAAGUGCUGGAAAAUUUCCCUUACAGGUGUCUGAAAUUAUUUUUUGAAGAAAACAGGAGAGGUGGUAGGAUGAACAAAUCAGCUGGGACAGUCAGCAAAGAGUGCAUUGUACAUCAUUAUUGGAAUCACAUGGAUGAUCCGAAGUGUUUCUUCAAGGUUAUGAUUGGUGAUUUCAAAAAUGGAGUGACCAUACCGAAAAAGUUUGUGGCCAAUAUCAGAGAGCAAAUAUCUGAACAAGUCACCCUCGAUGUGCCAAAUGGCAAGACAUACACCGUUGAGGUUGCUGAAGAACAACAUAAUGAGCUGGUCCUGAGGUCUGGAUGGGCAGAAUUUGCCAGUGCUUACGAAUUUGAACUAGGUGAUCUUUUAGUGUUCACAAACAGUAGGAACUCACACUUAGUCCGAAUCUUUGAUCGAAGUGGUUGCGAGAAAGAGCUCUCCUGCGUUAUGCUGGACAGCAUCCCUUGUAUGCAGGAAAGGAAAUGUUGUCAUGGUAAGCAAAUGCAGUCACCGACAGGCAAAAGGUUGGCAGUUGGUAGCCCAAGCGGCAGUAUUAGAAAAACUCCGAAGAUGAACCCAGCAGACUCUCCUUCAUCACAGAAGAAAACUGAACAUGUCCCAUCUUCUGAAGGCAUUCAUCAGGAGCCCACAAAUUCAGGUGCCUCCCAGAAGCUCAUCAAGUCUUGCGUUGUCUUACCAGCAGGAUGCAGUAUGACAAGUGAGCAAGAAGCUAAAGUUAUCGCCCUUGAGCAGAAAAUCCAACCCAAAAUUCCUUUUUACAUCACGGCAAUGUACAAGGAAAGCUUGGCUUCUGGAAUUCUGCAAAUCUCCAAGGAAUAUGUCAUGGAACAUCUCGCAAACGAAAACGGGACCAUCCAACUCUGUCAACUUGAUGGUAACAAAGUAUGGACCAUCAAUCUGUACAUAACCAGUGACCCUCACUACGCUGUUUCUACUGGCUGGCUGGAGUUCAUUGGCCACAAUAAGUUGGGAGAAGGUGAAAUCUGCAUUUUUCAACCAGCAAGGAGCAAGAACGACAGAGUGAAACUGAUAUUUCGCACUCUUGAAGAAAACCGCUGCCUGCAGCCACCAGGAUUUGUGUCUCCAACUAAGAGGCAUGGAGUUGCUAAGCCUGCAUACGUGUUAUAUAUAAAUACAAGUAAAAAGAAAAGAAAACUACCUUUUCAUUUUUCGAAGGGAAUCAGUUCAGCGUAUGCUAGAGAGUAUCUUCCAGGCGGCGGCGGCGGCGAGAAGCAGCUGACUAUGAGGAUGAGGCUUCGGCGCAAGGACGGUGCAUGGGAACCUGAAUUCCAGGACAAGUACGGGAGGCAGCAGAUCCUUGGUAAAGGCUGGAAAAAGUUUGUGACUGACAACAAGCUGAAACAAGGUGACAUCUGCCUCUUCAACCUGGUGAAGAACACCAAGACGCUGACGAUGGACGUCCACAUCAUCCGGAAGAGAUCGGUGUAG
Messenger RNA from Miscanthus lutarioriparius, 2655 nucleotides. Lineage: Eukaryota; Viridiplantae; Streptophyta; Magnoliopsida; Poales; Poaceae. The record is from the annotation of a GenBank genome assembly.